AUGGCGACUUCUCAAGAUACUAGUAAAUGGACGGCCCCGGUGGUUAGGAAAGAAUUCUUGAACUUUUUCGAGAAGCAUGCUCAUUCUGUUGUGCCGUCGUCCUCUGUGGUCCCUCACAAUGACCCCACUCUCCUCUUUACGAAUGCUGGUAUGAACCAGUUCAAGCCGAUUUUUCUCGGCACGGUGGGAAAGACUGAUGAUAUGGCACAACUGAAGAGAGCAGUGGAUACACAAAAGGAUCUCGAUGAUGUCGGAAAGGAUAGUUACCAUCAUUCGGAUGCUAUUGCGAUGGCAUGGGAGUUACUCACGAAGGUUUACGGGUUAGAUCCAGAUCGAUUAUACGUCACAUAUUUUGAAGGCGAUUCGGAAAAUAACGUACCGGCGGAUACAGAGGCUAAGGAGUUAUGGCUGAAGGCUGGAGUUAAGGAGGACCAUAUCCUGACAGGAAACAUGAAGGAUAACUUUUGGGAGAUGGGGGAGACAGGACCUUGCGGACCUUGUAGUGAGAUCCAUUACGACAGAAUAGGAGGAGGGCGCAAUGCUGCUCAUCUUGUCAAUCAGGAUGACCCUAACGUAUUGGAAAUUUGGAAUAUCGUCUUUAUCCAAUUCGACCGACAGAAGGAUAGAUCGCUGAAGACUCUACCAGCCAAACAUAUUGAUACUGGUAUGGGUUAUGAACGUCUGGUAUCGGUAUUGCAGGAUAAAUCGUCAAAUUAUGACACAGAUGUUUUCUCUCCAUUAUUUGCCAAGAUUCAAGAAGUUACACAGGCCAGACCAUAUACCGAUAAAUAUGGUAAGGACGAUACCGACGGGAUCGAUACCGCUUAUCGUGUUAUUGCUGAUCAUAUUCGUUUACUCACUUUCGCUAUUUCCGAUGGAGGUGUUCCCAACAACGAAGGACGGGGCUAUGUUGUUCGACGUGUUUUGAGAAGAGGAUCCCGUUAUGCGCGAAAAUACUUCAAUGCCGAGAUUGGUAGCUUCUUUUCCAAAAUCCUGCCAGCUCUAGUUGAACAAAUGGGCGAGCAAUUUCCUGAGAUAGUCAAAAAGCAACAAGAUGUCAAGGAAAUUCUAGAUGAAGAAGAAGAGGCUUUUGCUAGAACUUUGGAUCGUGGUGAGAAGAUGUUCGAGAAAUACGCCGCCCAAGCCAUCAAGACGAAUACCAAAAAACUUUCAGGUGCAGACGUAUGGAGAUUAUACGACACUUUUGGUUUCCCAGAAGAUUUGACCAAAAUCAUGGCUGAGGAGAGAGGCCUUGAGACAGAUGAAGGGGAGAUCGAGAUUGCCAAAGAGAAGGCGCGUGAGGCUAGUAAAUCCGUCAAGGAGGCUGCACACACUUUCGCGAAAUUAGACGUACAUCAAAUUGCCGAGCUUGACAACAUAGGUAUCGCUCGAACCAAUGAUGACGCCAAAUUUUCAAAGGGCGAUUCAACAGGCAAGGUCCAGCUCAUUUACGAUGGCAAGAGCUUCCUCAAGAGCACGGCAGAUUUGCCAAGUGAUAAGCCAUUUGGCAUUCUCCUAGAUAAGACUAACUUCUACGCUGAACAAGGUGGUCAAGUUUUCGACACAGGCAAAAUCAUAAUUGAUGGUGUUGCAGAAUUCAAGGUUCUUGAUACUCAAGCAUAUGGUGGAUACAUUGUCCAUAAUGGUUACAUGGACUAUGGAAACUUCAAGGCUGGAGACGAGGUCAUUUGCGAAUACGACGAAUUAAGAAGACAACCUAUCCGGAACAAUCAUACUGGUACACACAUUCUCAAUCAUGCGCUGAGGGAGCAUUUAGGCGAAGAUAUCAACCAAAAGGGAUCACUUGUCGACCAAGAGAAAUUGCGAUUUGACUUCUCGCAUAAAGCUCAAGUCACUCUACCUGAACUCAAGAAGAUCGAGGACUCUUCUAAUUCUUACAUCAAACAAAACUGCAAGAUUUACUCGAAAGAUGUUGAUCUUGACACUGCAAAGGCUAUUGAAGGUGUCCGUGCUGUCUUCGGCGAAACAUACCCGAAUCCCGUUCGAGUGGUGUCGGUGGGUGUCGAGAUCGACGUUCUACUCGCUGAACCAAAGAACCCAGAAUGGCGAAAAGUCAGUGUCGAGUUCUGUGGUGGAACUCAUGUCGAUCAGACUGGCAUUAUUAAGGACCUCGUUAUUGUCGAGGAGAGUGGUAUUGCCAAGGGAAUUCGAAGAAUCAUCGCCUAUACUGGUGAUGCCGCGCAUGAGAUACAGAGAGUCGCCUCAGAAUUCGGCAAACGUAUUGCUGCUUUAGAUGCUAUGCCUCACGGCGUAGAGAAGGAACAGGAGGUCAAAGCAACACAAAAUGACUUGAACCACCUUACUAUUUCAGUAUUGACUAAAGAGGACUUGAAGAAGAAAUUCACCAAGGUUCAAAAAGAUGUUCUUGAUGAGCAAAAAAAGAAGCAGAAGGCCGAAUCCAAGACUGCUUUGGAUACUGUUACUGCUCACUUUGCUGAUCCAAAGAACAAGGACAGCAUCGCGUAUAUUGCACAAUUACCAAUCUCUGCAAACUCCAAGGCUAUCGCUGAAGUGAUGAACCAUUUCAAGUCCAAAGCAAAGGAGAAGACAGUUUAUCUCUUUGGAGGCAGUGCUAGUGAGGGUGCUGUCGUGCACGGAGUUUACGUCGGUACAGAUGCUGCUUCUAAGGGCGUGAGCGCGGAGCAAUGGGCUGCAGCAGUCUCGGAGGUCAUAGGAGGUCGAUCUGGUGGCAAGGAGCCAACUCGCACUGGUCAAGGAACCAAUGCUGAUAAGAUCGAUGAUGCUGUUGCUGUUGCCGAGAAAUGGUUUGCAGAGAAAUUGAAGCUUUGA
Molecule: messenger RNA, 2811 nt
Organism: Sclerotinia sclerotiorum 1980 UF-70
Lineage: Eukaryota; Fungi; Ascomycota; Leotiomycetes; Helotiales; Sclerotiniaceae
Exons: 5
Coding region: 1-2811 (936 amino acids)
Biological process (GO): alanyl-tRNA aminoacylation; tRNA modification
Cellular component (GO): mitochondrion; cytoplasm
Molecular function (GO): ATP binding; aminoacyl-tRNA deacylase activity; alanine-tRNA ligase activity
Source: RefSeq, a predicted model, not a curated record